This is a messenger RNA of Theobroma cacao (cacao), 1966 nucleotides long. RefSeq names its product putative laccase-9. Gene Ontology annotation, molecular function: hydroquinone:oxygen oxidoreductase activity; copper ion binding. Gene Ontology annotation, cellular component: apoplast. NCBI's taxonomy places the organism in Eukaryota, Viridiplantae, Streptophyta, Magnoliopsida, Malvales, Malvaceae. The record is from RefSeq and is a predicted model, not a curated record. Gene Ontology annotation, biological process: lignin catabolic process.
AUCCCAGAGAUCACAGAAGACAACAGGAGGUGACCUGACGAACACAUACUUAGAGAGAAAAAAGAAAAGUUUGAGAGAACAGUAAUGGGUUUAUUGAAGCAAGAUUUAGUCUUAUCGUUGCUAGGGGUUUUGUUUCUAAGUUCCCUGCUCCUUUGCAGGGCAGACGUCCACUACUAUGAGUUCUUUGUACGAGAGACGAACUUUACAAGCCUGUGUAACACCACCAAGUCGAUGUUGGUCGUAAAUGACAGUUAUCCUGGGCCGGAGAUUCGGGUUCACAGACAGGACAUUGUGUAUGUUAAUGUCCACAAUCAAGGGAACUAUGGCCUUACCAUUCAUUGGCACGGUGUGAAACAACCAAGAAAUCCAUGGUCAGAUGGCCCCGAAUUCGUAACGCAGUGCCCGAUUCAACCAGGAACAAACUUCACUUAUGAAGUUAUACUGUCUGAUGAAAUAGGAACCUUGUGGUGGCAUGCCCACAGUGAUUGGACUCGUGGCUCCGUCCAUGGUGCCUUUGUCAUUUUACCUGCUGAGAAUGAAACUUAUCCAUUUCCUACGCCUGAUGCAGAUCAAACAAUCAUUCUUCAAUCAUGGUAUAAUAGAGACUACAAAGAACUUAUUGAUGAAGCAACUUCAAACGGUACGGCUGUAGCACCAGCAGAUGCUUACGCUAUCAAUGGGCAUUUAGGAGACACAUACGCAUGUGCCAAUGAAACUUUAUUCCGUAUGCAAGUUGAUUACCAGAAGACAUACCUUCUCCGCAUAAUCAAUGCUGCAAUGAAUGAACAGAAAUUCUUUGCCAUCGCAAACCACAGCCUCUCGGUCGUUGCACAAGAUGCUUCCUACGUUCAAAUUUUUACAAACGACUAUAUAAUGAUAAGCCCGGGGCAAACCAUGGAUGUUUUGGUCUUUGCAAACCAAAACAUGGGCCAGUAUUACAUGGCUACUAGGCCUUUCUCUGAUAGCGGUGCUCCACCUCGCAAUAAUAUCACGAGGGGUGUUUUCCAAUAUACAAACAGUGUUAGUGGAUUGAAUGCUUCCUUAGUAACGCUGCCCGCAAUGACUGAUUUAGAUGCUGCAGCUAACUUCACCAGACGAAUUAAAAAUUCAAACGUCACACAAAAUCCGCCAAUGAAAGUACCGAUGGAUAUCGAUAGGCGUGUCUACAUUGCAAUUGCCUCAAAUAAUUUACCUUGCGAUAAUUGUCCUAUUCUGCCGACUCGAUUAGCUGCAAGUUUGAACAACGUUAGUUUUGAUUUUCCACAAAUUGACAUUCUCCAAGCAUACUACAACAGGAGUAUCAGUGGUGUUUUCACCGAAGACUUUCCCCUUCAGCCACCCGAGUUCUAUAACUUCACUGGAGACUUGACUGGUUUGAAUCCGAAUGCUGAUCUAGGGACAAAGGCCAUUGUGCUAAAUUACGGUGAAGCAGUUGAGAUUGUUCUCCAAACAACCAGUACUGGUCCUGCCGGAAGUCAUCCAAUCCAUUUGCACGGUUUCAGUUUCUAUUGGGUCGGGACUGGCUCGGGAAAUUUCAAUAAUGUCACCGAUCCUAGCUCUUACAACUUGGUUGAUCCACCACUAAUUAACACUGUCCAUGUUCCUCUUAGAGGAUGGGUUGCCGUCAGAUUUUUUGCAACUAAUCCCGGGGUAUGGUUUAUGCACUGUCAUUUCGAAAGGCAUAGUAGCUGGGGUAUGGACACUGUUUUCAUUGUGAAGAAUGGAACCACCGUUGACACAAGCAUCCUUCCGCCGCCUGCCUCUGGCAUGCCUCGUUGUUCCGGAACCUAGAAGUAGGAUAACCUAUGUCGUGUUGUGCUCUAUAUUUUUAACAAGUGAAUGGAAAAAAAUUAUUUGAAAUACUUUCAAUAAGAUUGUUUCUUGGAAAUGUAACCUUGUAGUUCAUAUGCCAUUUAUGUAAUCCUUUGAAGAAAGAAUAAGAAUACAUGUUUGAAUUCUUCUUAGU